Folsomia candida is the source of this 844-nucleotide messenger RNA. RefSeq lists its product as uncharacterized. NCBI's taxonomy places the organism in Eukaryota, Metazoa, Arthropoda, Collembola, Entomobryomorpha, Isotomidae. The record is from RefSeq and is a predicted model, not a curated record. The transcript is spliced from 4 exons. Bases 1 to 810 code for a protein of 269 amino acids.
AUGUCUACUUUGCCGAUGUCCGAAGACGACGAUAGUCCCAUUUUAAUAACUACGAAAAAGUCUUCGUCAAAAAAGGUCGCCAUUGAUCAAAACGACAAUAACGACAACGACGUAGUCAACCUCAAUACUGAGUCUUCCGUUAGAUUCGUUCCUAUCGCUGAGCAUCCCUCCCAAAAUCCGGUGCAAUGCUGCAACAUCAAGUUGAACAAAGCGAUUCAAUACUUAAGCAUCAUACUUAUCGUCAUGCGUUUUGCGAUUCUUUCCGUCUACUUGUUCAUCGCCCUCAACCCGAUUGUUUUUAUCGCCAAGUAUGAAAAAUACAGUGGGAAUCCAAUCCACAAAUGCGCCCAUGGAAUCCAAAUAACGUGCACGCUUCUCUCCUUGAGAGAAAUCUUGUUCGUUUUGUCCACGUUUUUCCUCCUCUUUCUUGGAGCGUCUUAUAGAAAAUACGACCCCUUGAAGUGUUGGGUGAUCUUCACUUUGCUUCACUGUUUUCUAACAGGGCUCGCCCACAUUGCCACCGGUUUCGCGAUAGGCACCCCAAUCCUCGCCUUCCACACCCCCCUCAGUCUCCCCCUCGUCGCUUUCAUCAUGUAUCUCACCCUCGCCUUGAUGCGGGACAUCAAGCAGAAGAUCGUCCUUCGAAGAGAAUUUGGUCCUCAACUUAAAAUGAACAAGGACAGCAUCGGAACUACGAAGGCGAAGCACUUGUAUGGAAACAAAGAGGGGGUUUUACCUCCCGUGACAAAAUCAUACAAUCACAACAUCUUUAUCGGCUCAGGAAAGGAUGCGGAACUAAGUUUUUGCUAAUAAGAUGGAAAUCAUGAUCAAAUUUUUUUGUGAA